Molecule: messenger RNA, 836 nt
Organism: Macrosteles quadrilineatus (aster leafhopper)
Lineage: Eukaryota; Metazoa; Arthropoda; Insecta; Hemiptera; Cicadellidae
Exons: 2
Coding region: 272-790 (172 amino acids)
Source: RefSeq, a predicted model, not a curated record
GAGAGGGCUCGCCGCUGGCCCACAGGGACAGAGCAGUGACGGCCCUUUGGGGCUACCAGUCGCCUGUACAGGCCCUGUAGUAGUGACCGCUGACACUUCACUAGAUAAAACUUUUGAACAAUUGAAAAGUAGCUUACUUGCGGUAAAGUACAAGACGAGUGCCAUUCAAGGUACAUUCAAAUACUCAAAAACGCUCUCCGAGCCCGGGAUCAUUGAACCCACAGAAGGUUGCGGGUGCGUUAAAGGAUGGUCUUUAUCAAUCUAUGACCCUAUGUGGGACAAAGAAGAUGAUAAGUUUAUCUUGAAUGGACUUAGAUUCAAUACUCUCACUUUGCACGUAAACUCAUUCUACACGUCGAGUAAAAAGGUCACACAAAAUACAUGGUAUAAACCUUCAAUGCUGGACUUUGAUUGCUGUUCAUUGUUUCGUGCUAGCUCGUAUAAAUUGGCAGAAUUUGACUUACAAAUUUAUAUGAGACGGCUCAAGUUCGAGAUGCUAGAAGAUUCGACGGGGAAUGUAAUAUGUAAUCUCCUCUGGAAUGAGAGAGAAGUAAGCGAAUUUACCAAGACAGAUUUUACGUUGACAGUCUUAAGUAAAAACCCUGAUCCAGGCCAACUUGAAAAACGUAAGAAGUAUCUCAGAGGAGCAAUCAACACGAUUGUUGAUUCAGAAGAAUUCCAUAAACAUAUCAAGCAACUGUUUGAGGAGGCAACCAAGGAUCAAUGCCAAUUUGUUGACAAGCGUUUUGAAGCUGACACACAAAACACACAACAAACAUCACAGCCCUAACAGGUAUGGAAGUACUUUUGACACGUAUUAAACUGCAAUAUUCAGA